AUGGUCAACUCACCACUACCAACGGAUAUGGCCGCGGAAUGUAAAAAGGCUGCGAAGACAAUCGAGCAUUUUAUCAAACCGGCAACCGGUCGUGGGCCCGACCAGCUCAUUCCGUCUCACGUCAUAGCGAAUGCAAAAGGAAUAGCCGUAUUGACGGUCAUUAAGGCUGGCUUCCUAUUCACGGGCCGUGCGGGGUCUGGUCUUGUGAUUGCAAAACUUGAAGAUGGAUCUUGGUCAGCUCCCUCGGCAAUCGGCACGGCGGGAAUGGGUGUUGGAGGUCAAAUCGGUGCCGAAUUGACGGAUUUUGUCAUCAUUUUGAACACCAAGGACGCUGUUCGCGCCUUCUGCCAUGGAGGAAACAUCACAUUGGGAGGAAACCUCUCUGUUGCUGCUGGCCCUGUCGGUCGUAAUGUCGAAGCCGCCGGAACCAUUGGAAAUCUUGCCGCCAUCUUCUCGUACAGCAAAACGCGAGGACUGUUUGCUGGAGUGUCGAUCGAGGGAUCUGCCAUUAUUGAGCGCAAAGAUGCGAACGCUUCCUUCUACAACAGGAAGGUCAGCGCCAAGGAGAUCCUGACCGGUGGGGUUACACCGCCUCCGGCUGCGGAUGACCUUUACAGAGCACUUGACAUAAAAUUCGGAGCCAUUGCCGAGCACGCAGCGGCGAAUCCUCAUACUCCCGGUCAAGGAUUCCUUUCCAACUUCAAGAAGAACAGCAACAACUCUCCUCCCCCUGUCGUACCGCCAUCUCCCGCAGCCGCAGCCGCCAUUGUCGCCGCAACACCAUUCGGUACGCAACAACCGACCCCUGUCGCGCAGCCCGCUCAGUGGGCGAACCUCGCCGGCGCCCCGACAGAGAAGGUUGGAGGCUUCGUGAGACCGUCCGGUCCUGCCGUUGUUGCCGCUCCCCCACCACCACCGGCAAGGAAGACCAGUGCCAGUGCCAUCGCGAUGUACGAUUUCGCUGGUGAGCGAGCGGAUGACCUUUCCUUCAGGAAAGGUGACAUCAUCGCCAUUACGAAGCAGACGAACAACCAGAACGAUUGGUGGACGGGCCGUUGUAACGGCCGAGAAGGCGCGUUCCCGGCAAAUUACGUGGUUCUUCAGUGA
This is a messenger RNA of Fimicolochytrium jonesii, 1107 nucleotides long. RefSeq lists its product as uncharacterized. The transcript is spliced from 10 exons. Gene Ontology annotation, molecular function: protein binding; phosphatidylinositol binding. The record is from RefSeq and is a predicted model, not a curated record. NCBI's taxonomy places the organism in Eukaryota, Fungi, Chytridiomycota, Chytridiomycetes, Spizellomycetales, Powellomycetaceae. The coding region runs from base 1 to 1107 and encodes 368 amino acids.